AAGAUAUCUCUCUCACGUCCACGAUCGAGUUGAGCCGCUGUUUAUUUAUUUAUAAUAGAGUAACAACAGUUGGAUAGCCUCAUAGGUUUAAUAACAGCUUGUGGAGUAACUGGGGAGAAGAACGGCACCAAUAAUAUCCAUGAAAUUAAUUCCACUUGUUUGGGUUUUACUCUCUGCGGUGAGUGAACUGACGUCUGCGGACAACUUUGAAGUAUGGGGUAGCUGGUACGGUGGUUUUCUAGGCCAGGUCUGCUUUACAGCGCCACCUCAUUUAAAAGGAUGGCGGUUACUUGUAAGAUUCAGGAACGAUGUGGAAGGAAUUACCACUUGGAAUUCCUUCUUGGAAAGGAAAGUUGAUAAUCGAAAUUUUAUUCUUCGAAACAACUUUUUUAAUGGUACCCCACAACCUGGUACUAAGAUAUGUUGUGUCAUCGAGGGUCGAACCAAGAACAGCAUCAAACCGGAAGCUGUAGUGUUCUUGAGUGAUACCUCGAGAACCGUCACCACAAACAGACGCCCAACAACAGCAACCAGACGCCCAACAACAACAACCACACGCCCAACAAUAGCAACCAGACGUCCAACAAAAACCAGGCGUCCCAUAGCAAAACCAGCUCCAAUGCCACCAGCCAGUUCAGGGAAUACACCAAAUUAUGCCGAGGUCUUGGGAAAAUCCAUCUUGUUUUAUGAAGCUCAGAGAUCUGGUGUUCUACCAAAGGACAAUCGUGUUAAAUGGAGAGGGGACUCAGCGGUUCAUGAUCAGGGUCUUCAUGGUGAAGAUCUGUCUGGUGGUUGGUAUGAUGCUGGUGAUUAUGUGAAGUUUAAUCUACCUAUGGCAUCAGCUACUACCAUGCUACUGUGGGGUCUCUACACAUUCAAAGAUGCUUAUACGCUAACUAAUGAAUUAGACAACAUGUACAAAUCGGUCAAAUGGCCACUAGACUAUUUUCUAAAAUGUUGGAACCCUAAAACACAGGAAUACUAUUAUCAGGUAGGGAGCGGUAAACUUGACCAUGAUUACUGGGGACGACCAGAAGAUAUGCACAUGCGUAGACCAGCAAUGAAAGUAGACCGACAUACACCAGGAAGUGACGUAGCAGGAGAAGCAGCAACUUCUUUAGCAUUGGGGUCAAUCGUCUUCCGACAGAAAGAUAGUGCAUAUUCCGCCAAAUUGUUGUCAGCCGCCAAAAGUCUUUACAAAUUCGCCAAAGAGGUUCCAGGAAAGUAUCCUCUGAAAGAUUAUUAUGAUUCUAGCGGUUAUAAAGAACAGUUCUAG
This is a messenger RNA of Patella vulgata (common limpet), 1276 nucleotides long. Its product is annotated as endoglucanase 4. The coding region runs from base 140 to 1276 and encodes 378 amino acids. Lineage: Eukaryota; Metazoa; Mollusca; Gastropoda; Patellidae. The record is from RefSeq and is a predicted model, not a curated record. Gene Ontology annotation, biological process: carbohydrate metabolic process. The transcript is spliced from 8 exons. Gene Ontology annotation, molecular function: hydrolase activity, hydrolyzing O-glycosyl compounds; carbohydrate binding.